AUGUUAGAUGAACUAUAUAAAGCAGAACGUGGAGAGAUGGAAAAGAAACUUCAAGCAAAAGAUGAAGUCAUUGAAUCCAAAGACAAAAGCAUACAGAAAAGAAUACCACGUUCAGUACCAAAAGGAAAGGAAAAAAGCUAUAAGUAUAUGAUUUACGCUGAAGAGAUGGAGAAAGAAGAAGAUAGAGAUAUGGUUAUGUUGCAUUUAGUGAGAAGAAACAACAAGAGCUUUUAUGACCUCGCUAAAAUAUAUAAAUCUGACAGAAACUGGUUCUAUCGUGAAAACUUACCGAUUUCAAUGACACCGAAUGAGCAAAUAAAGGAAAUUGUCAAAAGUACUCUUCCUCAAACACACUAUGAUAUUAAAGGUUGUACAAUUCUUACCUUCAAAGAAGACUUACCAUUACUGAAGGAAAAAAUAACAGAAUAUUUCGAUAACUUCAAAGAGGAAGAAUAA
This is a messenger RNA of Trichomonas vaginalis G3, 456 nucleotides long. RefSeq lists its product as uncharacterized. The transcript has a single exon. NCBI's taxonomy places the organism in Eukaryota, Parabasalia, Trichomonadida, Trichomonadidae. The coding region runs from base 1 to 456 and encodes 151 amino acids. The record is from RefSeq and is a predicted model, not a curated record.